Messenger RNA from Aureococcus anophagefferens, 1428 nucleotides. RefSeq names its product expressed protein (gene ACP2). Lineage: Eukaryota; Pelagophyceae; Pelagomonadales; Pelagomonadaceae. The transcript has 2 exons. The coding region runs from base 1 to 1428 and encodes 475 amino acids. The record is from RefSeq and is a predicted model, not a curated record.
AUGCGCUGCCAGCUCGCGGCCGCGUGCCUGCUCCUCGCCUCCUCGGCGGCGCCGACCGACCUGACAUUGGACGGCGUCGUCUACGUCUCGCGCCACGGCGUGCGCGCGCCCUACGGGCCCAUCGUCGACGCGGCAGGCACGGCGGCGGCCAACGACGACUGGAGCGCCUGGACGAGCAAGGCGGCGAAGAACGCGGAGGACUACGGCAUGGACGCCGACGCCUUCGCCGCGCAGGAGCUCACGCCCCACGGCAUGGCGCUCAUGCCGCUCCUGGGGUCCUACGUCGCCGACCGCUGGCGGGCGCUCGGCCUCGACGUCGGUGGCGACUGGGCGGUCUUCGCCGACGACUCGACGCGCGACUGGCAGACGGCGGCGCUCUGGCUCGAGGGCGCGGGCCGCGGGGACGUGCCCGUGCGCGUCGGCAACGCGUCGCUCCCGAACCUGAUCCCCGUGCUCAGCGACAGCGUGCUCUACGGCGCGGGCGCGGACGCGACGGAGGAGCAGACCCUGGGCCUCUUCGGCGGCGACGUCGCCGCGCUGACGGCGGCCUACGAGGACGACAUGGCCGACAUCGGCCGCGCGCUCGGCUUCGCCGACGACGCGCCGAUCUGCGCCGCGCUCGGCGUCGCGGACGACUGCGCCAUCGCCAACUUGCCCUACAAGUUCACGGGGAUCUACUGGCAGGGCAUGUUCACCUGCCCCCUGUACUACGCCCAGUUCUUCGCCGAGGCCUGGAUGUUCGAGUACCUCAGCGGCGUCGACGACUUCGCGUUCGGCGCUCUGACGGGCAGCGAGGUCGCCAAGCUCUACGACGUCGUCGCCUUAUUCGUCCACGACACGAACCAGCUCUACCUGCGCAAGCUGCUGGGCCUCCAGUGGAUCGCCCGGGGCUGGCAGGGCAACGCGGCGUCGACGGGCGGCGCGCUGUCCUUCGAGCUCCACUGCGCGGGGACCCAGGGGGCGGCGGACCGGCGGUGCUUCGUGAAGACGCGCUACACCGUCGCGUCCCCGCGCCAGCAGCGCGAGGCCACCGUGCUCGACGCGACGACGCCGCCCUCGGAGGCCGUGCUCGUGCUCCCGGGCUGCGGCGUCGAGCUCUGCCCCCUCGCGGCGUUUGUCGGCGUCGUUUUAGACGCGGUCUGCUUCGACUGCGUCGGCGACCCCGUGCGGACCGUGCUGGGCCGCCUCGCGGACCACGCGGCGGAGCCGCCCGCGGAGGAGGCCUGCGACGCGGCGCCGGCGUGGCAGCAGGCGCUGAGCCUGCUGGGGGCCGCGGCCUUCGGCGCGAGUCUCGCGCUCUUCGUCGCCUGGUGCCUCCGCGUGCGCCGCCACCGGCGCGCGCGCCAGGCGCCGAGCCUCCUCGGCGCGUCGCGCCAGGCGCCCGCGGGCGAGCGCCUCACCCUCGUCGAGAGCGGGACGGUGCUGUAA